CACUUGUGUCGCGCGCUUGGAUCAGCGCAGUAACCAGCCUGCCUUGGGGGGGGGGGUGUUGGGGGCUCCUUAGGGUCCCGUCAGCGCCCUGGGCUGGCAGAGCUGGGAGCGGGGGAGGGGCCAGGGCAGCCGCCAGGCCGUGCGCCUGUGUGCGUGUGCGCGCGUGUUCGUGUGCCUGCGUGUACGUAUGUAGGUGUGUGCGUGUGUGUGUGCAUAUGCGAGGGUGUGUGUGAGCCCGUGUUCCUGUGUGUGUAUGCGUGGGGGGUGCGCGUGUUCGCGUGUGCGCUUUCCUGCGUCCGUGGGUCCGCGUGUGUGUGCGUGCGUGUUCAUGAGCGUGAAUCUGCCAGUUCGUGCGUGCGUAGACGUGUGUGUCCGUGUUCGCGUGUGUGGUCGUGUGUGUGUAUGCGUGGGGGUGCGUGUUCUUGUGUGCUCGUGGGGGUGCCCGUCCCGGCGCUGCCCGCGCAGUCAGUCCCGCACCGGCAAAGUUUGCGGCGGGCCGCGGACUCGGGCUGCGAUUGGCCGCGGGGCAGCACGUGCCGGCCGCCGGCCCUAUAUUAGGGCAAUAUUGCCCGCGCGGGGCGGUGCCAUGGCCGUGGCUGGCGGCGCGGGCACAGCCGGGCCCUCGCCCUGCCCCGGGCCAUGAGCGCCUACCUGGAGCUCUUCCCCCGCGGGGGCGACCGCGCCUUCCCGGAGCGCGCCUACGGGGCCGCGGGCAGCCUGCCCGGGCCGCCUCCGCCCCCGCCCGGCUUCGCCGCCUGCCAGCGCCAGGGCGCCUACGGCCCCGCGCCACCUGCCGCCGGCACCUUCCCGCCGGGCUACGACCUGCCCUACGCGGCCGGGCCGCAGGGCGAGGGCGAGGGCGGCGGGUCCCUGCACUACGCCACGUCCCUGCUGGCGGGCGGCGGCCUCCCCCCGCGGCGCGAGCCGGGCAGCCGGGCGCCGCUCGGCCCCUUCCCGGCCGGGCUGCACGAGGCGCCCGUCUUCCCGCCGGCCGGCGUCCCCAGCGGCUCGCCGCCCCCCGGCACCUACCCGCCGCCCCGCUCCCCAGCCCCGGGCGCCGCCAGCGGCACUUUCGAGUGGAUGAAGGUGAAGAGAAACGCGCCCAGGAAAAGCAAAGCCGCGGCCCCCGGCGCCGCCAGCGCGGCGCGCACCAGCUUCAGCACCCGGCAGCUGACGGAGCUGGAGAAGGAGUUUCACUUCAACAAGUACCUGACGCGGGCCCGGCGCCUGGAGAUCGCCCGCGCGCUGCAGCUGCACGACACGCAGGUGAAGAUCUGGUUCCAGAACCGCAGGAUGAAGCAGAAGAAGCGCGAGAGGGAAGGGCUGCUGCCACCCGCCCGCCGCGCCGCCGGCACCCCGGAGCCCUGCCCCGCUGCCCGGGACCCCCCGUGACGCGGAGCCGCGGCCGGCGCCGGCUCCCGGGCAGCUCGCUGCGGGGCAGGGCAGGGCAGGGCAGGGGGCACCCGAGGUGACGGAGCGGCCGCAGCAUCCUCGGAGCAUCCCGAGCCAGCCCCCCUCCCCAUCCUCCCUCUUUGCACUAGGGCCCUGCUUUGCGACCAGACCUCUGGGCUGCGUCUGCCUGAGAAACGGCCCCUCUUGUCCUAUCGAUCUGUCUAUUGCGCUCGUUUCUGUAAAUACACCGGACUGCUCCUAACCGCCGCUGGCUUGCACUUGACUUCUGGGCGGAUCGGGGAUUGCUGCCGGGCAAAGCACGCUGCUAAGUUUCCUUAUUGGCCUUCUGAGACGUUGGUGAAGCAGGCGGCGUCUCCGAGCCUAGCGGGUCAAACGAGCCCUCGGAGCGUCCUCAAGGCUCAACCUGCCGCGAUGCUCUGCUGAAGGGGCUUUCUGGCCGCCCCGCCAGCCGGAGAAGAUGCGCUCUGGCGGGUAGGCUGAGCGUCUGCACGGACAGCGAAGUUCUGGGUAUUUGCACUAUGACGCUUUAAAUCGCUCCUACUCUCCUAUGUGCCUGAGUACAGACAGUCCCGGAUCAGCUGCUACCGCAACGGAACGACCUCGUUUUCAGACUUCGCAACUGCGACUUACCAAAGCUGUGGCCAGACUUGUACUGUAGUUAUUUUGUAAAGGAGAAGCUUUGUCUUGGUCUUUCUCCGCUAGGGCAUGUUUGGUGGGGCUGUUUUUUUUAAAUACAAUCCCAAAUAGCUGGGAGCUGACCAGAUAAUGCCUAAAACUGAUAGGUAGAUAGAGAACAAAUGAGGAGGGCUUUGCGGAACAAUAGUGGUACCAAAGAUAGUCUGAUCUACCCGGCAGGGUCAAACUGAUUUAGUAGAUAUAAUGCUGGCUGUGUCCUAGAGGUUUUUUGUUUGGUUGGUUGAGGGUUUUUUUUGUCGUCCCCACCCCCCCACCCCCUUCAAGAGACAUUUAAAAAAAAAAAAAAAAAGGAGUAGGAGUUUUUAACAAAAUGAACUAGAAGCUUAGUGGUUAUUCCCUAACCUUUCCAGGAAGAAAACAACAGAAAAGUGGCUUGCAAACGAAGGCUCUUCUUGCCUUUCCCUUGUAUGGUAGUUCUUAGUAAUAGGGAAGAGGGCAUGAAAGCACUGACUUCCCACUUCCAAAGUCAAGAAUCGCAAAAGGGGACUGAACCACGUGGGCGGCCUUGUCUCAGGAGUACGUGGGCUGACCUUCCCUCAAAUGUGAUCAGGGGUCUUCAUUACUGACUGGCUAAACUUGGGGGAGGGAUAUCCUGUCCCAACUCUCUGUCCAUGGGAACUACUUGAACUGAGAUAGCCCGAUUGGAUUUGUAAACCGUGCCUACAACUUUAGGAAGCAGGUAAUAGUGCACAGUGGCCUUGUGAUUUAACAGUGACUGCUAGACAAUCUCUUCAGUGACCCUACAACCCUGCAACUAGGGAGUCCCAAACACCUCAUGGGCAAGAUUGUGAAGUUGCUGAAUCCCAACUCAUGGGUUUUAAGCAGAGAGUGAAAUGAAAAUAAAUAAAUAAAUGCGAUUGGAAAAUGA
This is a messenger RNA of Alligator mississippiensis (American alligator), 2977 nucleotides long. RefSeq names its product homeobox D1 (gene HOXD1). NCBI's taxonomy places the organism in Eukaryota, Metazoa, Chordata, Crocodylia, Alligatoridae. Gene Ontology annotation, biological process: regulation of transcription by RNA polymerase II. The record is from RefSeq and is a predicted model, not a curated record. Gene Ontology annotation, molecular function: RNA polymerase II cis-regulatory region sequence-specific DNA binding; DNA-binding transcription factor activity, RNA polymerase II-specific. Gene Ontology annotation, cellular component: nucleus. The transcript has 2 exons. The coding region runs from base 640 to 1392 and encodes 250 amino acids.